Messenger RNA from Trypanosoma brucei brucei TREU927, 543 nucleotides. RefSeq lists its product as hypothetical. Gene Ontology annotation, molecular function: RNA binding. Lineage: Eukaryota; Euglenozoa; Kinetoplastea; Trypanosomatida; Trypanosomatidae. The transcript has a single exon. The record is from RefSeq and is a predicted model, not a curated record. Bases 1 to 543 code for a protein of 180 amino acids.
AUGUAUACCAGUGGCCAUCCGAGCACCAGAUCGUGGGGAACUGAAGGUAUUAAUGCCCCACUUCAGCAGAAGGCAACAUACUCUUUCCCCUUGAAGCAGCCGCGGCGCCACCAACAGCAACAACAACAACAACAGACACUUGGAAGACAGUUCGACGCCGAAAGCACCCAUCAGGCGAGCCCGACCGCAGCGAAGUUGUUUGUGGGCCAACUUCCCUUUGAAACAGACGAAAAACGCCUGUAUGAUCUCUUCAGCGCAUACGGUACGGUGGAGCACAUUCAUAUUCUCCGUGACUCACAAAACAGGAGUAAAGGUGCAGCAUUCGUCACAUACUCCAACGUGGAGGAGGCGGAUACGGCCAUCUUCACCCUUCACAACCGAUACAAGAUGCUGGCGAACCGCAUGAUUCAGGUGAGUUAUGCCAAAAACAGUGCAAACAUAUCGCUUUUUGGGGCGUGUAAUGCCAUAGCAGUGCACCGUAUGAACCCCACAAACCCCGUCCCGGAUAUGGCAAAUGUAACCCCGGAGAGUCGCGUGAUUUAG